Hipposideros armiger (great roundleaf bat) is the source of this 4816-nucleotide messenger RNA. It is a transcript of the gene DPYSL5, whose product is annotated as dihydropyrimidinase like 5. The coding region runs from base 227 to 1921 and encodes 564 amino acids. Gene Ontology annotation, molecular function: hydrolase activity, acting on carbon-nitrogen (but not peptide) bonds, in cyclic amides. NCBI's taxonomy places the organism in Eukaryota, Metazoa, Chordata, Mammalia, Chiroptera, Hipposideridae. The record is from RefSeq and is a predicted model, not a curated record. Gene Ontology annotation, cellular component: cytoplasm; cytosol. The transcript is spliced from 13 exons.
GAGCCGUCGCAUCGGUGAUUGGCCGAGGCCGCCUCCAGCCCCCGUCCACGUCCCCUCCCCCUCGCAGCUUGGGACUCCAGCGCCCGGCCGCGCUAAGGCGGCGAUCCAGCGAGCGCGCGUGCAGCCGCCGCCGCCCCGAGCCCCCGCAGCUCCCGCGCCGCGGCGAGACCCAGGAGAGACCGACCCGCCGACGGACUCUCGAAGCUGCAGCAUCCUGGAAGAGAUCAUGCUUGCCAAUUCUGCCAGCGUGCGAAUUCUCAUCAAGGGAGGCAAGGUGGUGAAUGAUGACUGCACCCAUGAGGCUGAUGUCUACAUUGAGAACGGCAUCAUCCAGCAGGUGGGCCGUGAGCUCAUGAUCCCUGGAGGGGCCAAGGUGAUCGACGCCACUGGGAAGCUGGUGAUCCCUGGAGGCAUCGACACCAGCACCCACUUCCACCAGACCUUCAUGAAUGCCACGUGCGUGGACGACUUCUACCACGGAACCAAGGCAGCACUAGUUGGAGGUACCACCAUGAUCAUCGGCCACGUCCUACCUGACAAGGAAACCUCCCUCGUGGAUGCGUACGAGAAGUGCCGGGGUCUGGCUGACCCCAAGGUCUGCUGUGACUAUGCCCUCCACGUGGGGAUCACCUGGUGGGCACCCAAGGUGAAAGCAGAGAUGGAGACUCUGGUGAGAGAGAAGGGUGUCAACUCGUUCCAGAUGUUCAUGACCUACAAGGACUUGUAUAUGCUUCGGGACAGUGAGCUGUACCAAGUGCUGCACGCUUGCAAAGACAUCGGGGCAAUCGCCCGAGUCCAUGCUGAAAAUGGGGAGCUCGUGGCAGAGGGUGCUAAGGAGGCGCUAGAUUUGGGUAUCACAGGUCCAGAAGGAAUAGAGAUCAGCCGUCCAGAGGAGCUGGAAGCUGAAGCCACUCACCGAGUUAUCACCAUUGCAAACAGGACUCACUGUCCGAUCUAUCUGGUCAAUGUGUCCAGCAUCUCGGCCGGUGAUGUUAUCGCAGCUGCUAAGAUGCAAGGGAAGGUUGUGCUGGCUGAGACCACCACUGCGCACGCUACCCUGACAGGCUUACACUACUACCACCAGGACUGGUCCCAUGCCGCCGCCUAUGUCACGGUGCCUCCCCUGAGACUGGACACCAACACCUCAACCUACCUCAUGAGCCUGCUGGCCAAUGAUACUCUGAACAUUGUGGCGUCAGAUCACCGGCCUUUCACAACAAAGCAGAAAGCUAUGGGCAAGGAGGACUUCACCAAGAUCCCGCAUGGAGUGAGUGGCGUGCAGGACCGCAUGAGCGUCAUCUGGGAGAGAGGCGUGGUUGGAGGGAAGAUGGAUGAGAACCGUUUUGUGGCCGUCACCAGUUCCAAUGCCGCGAAGAUUCUCAACCUGUACCCCCGCAAGGGCCGCGUCAUCCCGGGAGCCGAUGCCGACGUGGUGGUGUGGGACCCCGAAGCCACAAAGACCAUCUCAGCCAGCACCCAGGUGCAGGGAGGAGACUUCAACCUGUACGAGAACAUGCGCUGCCACGGUGUGCCGCUGGUCACCAUCAGCCGGGGGCGGGUCGUGUAUGAGAAUGGUGUCUUCAUGUGCGCUGAGGGCACUGGCAAGUUCUGUCCCCUGAGGUCCUUCCCAGACACUGUCUACAAGAAGUUGGUCCAGAGAGAAAAGACCUUAAAGGUUAAGGGAGUGGACCGCACUCCCUACCUGGGGGAUGUAGCUGUCGUUGUGCAUCCUGGGAAAAAAGAGAUGGGAACGCCACUCGCAGACACACCUACCCGGCCUGUUACCCGACAUGGGGGCAUGAGGGACCUUCAUGAAUCCAGCUUCAGCCUCUCUGGCUCUCAGAUUGAUGACCAUGUUCCAAAGCGAGCCUCAGCUCGGAUCCUCGCUCCCCCCGGAGGCAGGUCAAGCGGCAUUUGGUAAAGGCACUGACCAGCCCCCCAAGUGAGGAUGCACUGCUGCCACCAGCCCGCACACCCUCCGGCCGAAGCUGCAGGGGCAGGAGAGGCUGGGCUGGGCAGCUCACCACCUGAGGGGCUAUGGGACCCGGGGAGCCCUCCCCAUGUCUGACACGUGAUUCACUGUGUUUCGAGCCGACCCUAACAGGCACUUUGAGAUGUGUUCCUCCUGCUGCCGUCCUUUCCUGCCCUGGCCUCAUGGGGCCCAGGAAGCCCACACUAUGCACAGAGCCCAACGCAUAGAGCCCCGCCCAGCCCCUCCUCUCACACCUGCCUCCAUGUGCUGGCUUCGGGAAAGCCCAGACUUGAGUGCCCUGUCCCUGGCUGACCCGCCAGUUGUCCAGAGCACUUUAGCAGAUGUAUUUUAAAAGGACUCCCUUCCCCGGCCCACUUAGGCCUCGUGGUCCCUUUUCUCAAGUCAGACAGGUGUUUGCUGCCCAGCCAUGCCCAGGACACCCCGUUUUUCCUGACUCACCUCUGGCCCCUGUGUGGGUGUGGUUGGGAUACACUGCACCCCUUUGCCAGCUUCUUCCUCUCCCUCCCCCAUCCUCUGGGAGUCACAGGCCCAGAAGGGCUAGCUGGGCAGGGCGUGAGGCUGGUGCCAGGAGCGUGUACAUGAUUUUGUUUUGCACGUUUGGUUUGCGCAGUGGUUUGGUUUGACUUGUUUGUGCAACCUGUGAAAAAUAACGGUGCUUUGUGUCACUAGCAUAGCAUAGAAACAGGAAUAGAUGUGGACCUUAGGAGAUGCUGCACUCGACACCAACCAGACAGCCUAGGGCACAGAGGGGGUGGAGGGUAGAGGGUGCUGGGCUUAUGGGCCCUUCUCCCACCUGGAGUCUUCCAGCUGCCACAGGCCUUGUCCCAGGCCCUCUUCCCACCUCUUCCCUUACAUUCUGAGAGGGUGCCUAGGGUGCUGGCCCUGAAGACCUUUGGGUAGUAGCAUGGCCUUUCCUAUCCCUGGCCCUGGUCACUCCCAGCACUGACACACCCAGCUUCCUGUCAACUCCCCCUGCUGGACAGAGGCCCAGCUGCUCCUCCUGUGUGAUUGGCAAGAGGCCUGAUGCCUGCUAAGAGAGGGGGAGCAGGACUAGGGAGAGUAGGCUAGCUAGAUGCCAGGGAAGGAGACCAGGCCAGCAGGACCUGGCUAUAGUAGUCACAUCGCUGCACAGGUGCUGUGGUCUCCUGUGGUUAGCACCGUCCCCUCACCUGCUGUAGCCUCCAUCUCCUCCUACGUCCAGGGGCCCUCCCUGCCUCCAAAGCUCCAGAUUUCCAUGGAAAUACUAGAGGCUGGGUGAUGUCCAGCCACCCUGAGUGAGCUGGGCAGUGACCCAGCCACCUCCCCUUGUUAAGCCUCGUCCUCCCCUCGGGGAAGUGAUUUCAUGUUGCACAUUCAGUUUAAGCACCCCGGGCUGCACAUGGCUCCUGGACUUUUGGGUUAGUGGUCAUACCUUGCACAUGUCUACCGUGCUUUUCAUGUUUUCAAAGCACUUCCAUAUACAAGUGCUCAAUUGCUCCUCAUGACCACUGAGCAUGUAUUACUCUCCCAUUUCAAAGAUAAGGCUCAGAAAGUUUAGACCUUCUGGCUCCAGAGGUGUUGUGAUACCCUUAAGAGCUUGGCUAUCUACCCCAGCUGUGGAAAGGAAGAGUGCGGUGAUGUCCCUUGUAGAUCCUACCUAGAAUUUAACCAGUUAGAAGACUUACUCCCCUGAUAGGCAGUCUGCUUUGUUUUGCACAGGUAGAUAGAUUUUUCUUGUAAUGCAUAUUCACCGUUUGAGCCAGAACUAGUUACAUGUUGGGGGUUUGCUAUGUGGUUUGAGCUGCCUCCAUAUCCUUAUCCCUUCAUGCUCAUCUUCCUCAUUUAGGGGCUGAGAUGACAGAAACGGUAGCCCAGGGAACAGAGGCAGCAAAGGCACUCCUGGAGGGUGGCAGCCAUGGGUUCAGUGGCUAGGGAUCUGGGCCUGGGGAACCAUGACACUGACCCUUUGGUACCAUGUAUAUCAUCAUUAUCCCUUCUCAGCCCUUGUUGGGUCAUGGGCCUUGGGCAGAUGCCAAAGAGCCAAGCAGUGGUGGUGGCCCACGGGCAGAGCAUCCCUGCUUGGGCUAGGAAAGCUUUACCUUCUCUGAGUGCCUCCGCCCGAGAGAUGCAUGGCCUGUGGCUCUGGGAGACCACGCCUUGGAGUGGUCCACCGUAGGCCUUUCACUUCACCCACCCCUGAUCCUUACAUAGACCCCACCCUUGCCCAGGAGCUUCUAGAUGAAAAUCAGAAGGAUGUUCAAGGAACCAAAUGAAAGGUCAGCCCCCACCACCCGCUCCUUGCCCCUGUGCAGAGUUCCAGCCAGCUUCAUCAGCCCCGCGGGCUCCUGGUUGGAAUGAAAAGGGUCUCUGGUUGCACUGAAUGCAGCUCUCAAACUGGUCUUGUACUUGCUGAAUAAAUACUGUUGUUCUUGCCUUAGCUGCUCUCUAGGUUUGUGAGGUUAAGUUACCAGAAAAUUGUGCUACUGUGUGUGCGUGUGUGUGUGCGUGUGUGUAGUGCUAGGAGUCCACAGUAGGUCUCUCUCUCUGUCAAGCCAAUGGCGUGAUGAGGGCUUUUCCAGCACUGACCCAGAAACCACAGAACCACGCGAAAACUCAAACCCCCUCCAGCUGCCCAGGUAGCAGGCACAGCCUGAGGUCGGGAUGGAGCCCCCAGCACCCAAGUGACUUCCCCACUCUGUAAAAGUCAUGGUGCUAAGAUUGUGUCAACCCCAAGACAAUACAUGGUCCUGUGCUUUGGCCACCUGUUUGAGGCAAAAAAUAAAUAAAACAGCCCGACACCUUGUGUUCUGGUGCAGGUUUGUAUUAAACUGUAGCUACUUCUCA